UUAGUAUGGACACGGACUUAGGCUGGAGCCCCUCCAGACCUUGAAAACUACGGAAGAAUGGAGCUGUCUUAGUUGAAAAGGAUCCUGGAAUCUCAGCCUGGAUAACUGCCGCCCGGGAGGAGCAACCCGGGCGCCCCACUAGGGCAACGGCCCCUGCCCCUCGGGCCGGGAUCAUGAAAGGCCUCGGUGACAGCCGCCCCCGCCACCUCUCUGACAGCCUAGACCCGCCACAUGAGCCCCUGUUCACAGGGCCUGACCGCAACCCUUACCUGUUAUCGCCCACAGAGGCCUUUGCCCGCGAGGCCCGCUUCCCUGGGCAGAACGCCCUACCAGGGGAUGGGCUCUUCCCGCUCAACAACCAGCUGCCGCCACCCAGCAGCACCUUCCCCCGCAUCCACUACAACUCCCACUUUGAGGUGCCAGAGGAGAGUCCCUUCCCCAGCCAUGCCCAGGCCACCAAGAUCAACCGGCUGCCUGCCAACCUCCUGGACCAGUUUGAGAAGCAGCUGCCCAUCCACCGCGAUGGCUUCAGCACCCUCCAGUUUCCCCGUGGUGAGGCCAAGGCCCGUGGUGAGAGCCCUGGCCGCAUCCGCCAUCUGGUACACUCAGUCCAGAGGCUCUUCUUCACCAAGGCACCCUCUCUGGAGGGCACAGCGGGCAAGAUCGGUGGCAAUGGCAGCAAGAAAGGUGGCAUGGAGGACGGCAAGGGCCGGAAGGCCAAAAGCAAGGAGCGGGCCAAAGCCGGGGAACCCAAGCGGCGCAGCCGCUCCAACAUCUCGGGCUGGUGGAGCUCCGAUGACAACUUGGACGGGGAGGGUGGCGCCUUCCGCAGCAGCGGCCCAGCCUCCGGGCUGAUGACUCUUGGCCGCCAGGCGGAACGCAGCCAGCCACGCUACUUCAUGCACGCCUAUAACACCAAGUACGUCAAACGGGGCUCCUGGUCUACUCUGACCCUCAGCCAUGCCCACGAGGUCUGCCAGAAGACUUCAGCCACCUUGGACAAGAGCCUGCUAAAGUCCAAAUCCUGCCACCAGGGUCUCGCCUACCAUUACCUGCAGGUGCCGGGAGGCGGUGGCGAGUGGAGCACCGCGCUGCUGUCCCCGCGCGAGGCUGACACCGCGGCCGAGGGGCCCAUCCCGUGCCGACGCAUGCGCAGCGGCAGCUACAUCAAGGCCAUGGGCGACGAGGACAGCGACGAGUCCGGUGGCAGUCCCAAGCCCUCACCCAAGACCGCGGCGCGGCGCCAGAGCUACCUGAGGGCCACGCAGCAGUCGCUGGGCGAGCAGAGCAACCCCCGCAGGAGUCUGGACCGCCUGGAUUCAGUGGACAUGCUGUUGCCCUCCAAGUGCCCAAGCUGGGAAGAGGACUACAACCCGGUCAGCGACAGCCUCAAUGACUCCAGCUGCAUCAGCCAGAUUUUUGGACAGGCCUCCCUGAUCCCCCAGUUGUUUGGCCAUGAGCAGCAGACUGUUGCAUCAGCUUCAUCUCUGGCCUUUGCCUCCAUUCCAGACCCCCUCCUUAACAUCCAUGCUGUACACCAGGUUCGUGAGGCGGAUCUGAGUGACCAGUACGAGGCAGCCUGCGAGUCGGCCUGCAGUGAAGCGGAGUCGGCAGCGGCAGAGGCACUUGACUUGCCGCUGCCCAGCUACUUCCGCUCCCGCAGCCACAGCUACCUGCGUGCCAUCCAGGCAGGCUGCUCACAGGAGGAGGACAGUGUCUCCCUUCAGUCCCUCUCCCCACCACCCAGCACGGGCAGCCUCAGCAACAGUCGCACACUUCCAAGUACAUCAUGCCUAGUGGCAUAUAAGAAGACCCCGCCACCGGUUCCUCCACGCACCACCUCAAAGCCGUUCAUCUCGGUCACAGUCCAGAGCAGUACAGAGUCCGCCCAAGACACCUACCUGGACAGCCAGGACCACAAGAGCGAGGUGCCUAGCCAGUCGGGCCUGAGCAACUCAUCAGACAGCCUGGACAGCAGUACCCGACCACCCAGUGUGACGCGGGGUGGAGUCGCCCCAGCCCCUGAGGCCCCGGAGCCACCCCCAAAACAUGCAGCUCUGAAGAGCGAACAAGGGACGCUGACCAGCUCUGAGUCUCACCCCGAGGCCAUCCCCAAAAGGAAACUGUCAUCAAUAGGAAUACAAGUUGACUGCAUUCAGCCAGUGCCAAAAGAGGAGCCCAGUCCCGCUACCAAAUUCCAGUCCAUCGGGGUUCAGGUAGAGGACGACUGGCGAAGCAGCGCUCCUUCUCACAGUAUGUCCUCCCGACGGGACACUGACUCGGAUACCCAGGAUGCCAAUGACUCAAGCUGUAAGUCAUCCGAAAGGAGCCUACCAGACUGCACCCCACACCCCAACUCCAUCAGCAUUGAUGCUGGCCCCCGGCAGCCCCCCAAGAUUGCCCAGAUCAAGCGCAACCUCUCCUAUGGAGAUAACAGCGACCCUGCCCUGGAGGCAUCCUCGCUGCCCCCACCCGACCCCUGGCUCGAGACGACCUCCAGCUCUCCAGCAGAGCCUACCCAACCAGGGGCCUGCCGCCGUGAUGGCUACUGGUUCUUAAAGUUACUUCAGGCAGAAACAGAGCGGCUGGAAGGCUGGUGCUGCCAGAUGGACAAGGAGACCAAAGAGAAUAACCUCUCUGAAGAAGUCUUAGGAAAAGUCCUCAGUGCUGUGGGCAGUGCCCAGCUACUGAUGUCCCAGAAAUUCCAGCAGUUCCGGGGACUCUGUGAGCAAAACUUGAACCCUGACGCCAACCCACGUCCAACAGCCCAGGACCUGGCAGGGUUCUGGGACCUGCUACAGCUGUCCAUCGAGGACAUCAGCAUGAAGUUUGAUGAACUCUACCACCUCAAGGCCAACAGCUGGCAGCUGGUGGAGACCCCCGAGAAGAGGAAGGAAGAGAAGAAACCACCCCCUCCAGUCCCAAAGAAGCCAGCCAAAUCAAAGCCGGCUGUGAGCCGUGACAAGGCCUCGGACCCCGCUGGGGAUAAGCAGCGUCAGGAGGCCCGCAAGAGACUCCUGGCCGCCAAGCGGGCAGCUUCUGUGCGGCAGAACUCGGCCACAGAGAGUGCGGACAGCAUUGAGAUUUAUGUCCCCGAGGCACAGACCAGGCUCUGAGACCACGGAGGAGGAAGACCACUUGAGAUGAUUAAAAGAACACGCACAGAAACUAAACACCAGUGGAAUAAAAUUUUCUCAACCUUUAGUAUGGUUAUCUGUCUAGAGACCCUGAGCCAACUUUCAAAUUGAUGCAUACAAGGGCUCACAAUUUGGCUUUUUUGGGUCCCUCCCAGCUUUAGGUUUUGAAGACAUCACACACACAAAAAAUCAACAGAAAACACAAAACUAGAAACUUUUUUUCCCUCUUGCUGGCCGUGGCGGACUAGAGAUGGACAUCGGCAACUCCCCGGCCCAGCCUCCAGACUGCAAUCUUUUUACUGUUCUAUCUGACGAGAACCUACACUGGCUUGUUUACAAGACGACAACAGUCCAAGGGCAGCCUUGGGCACCUGCCAUGUCCUUCCUCCUUCUCCCUACUCCUCCUGCUCUGACCUCGGAGUUUUCAUUCUUAAGUUUUUCUCUUUUCCCUUCAGAGCUCACAAAGGGGUCACCAUCAUGGCUGGCGGCUUUCUGGUUCUCAGCUCUUUUUGCGGUUGAGGGACCAGAGGACAGAGAGAUGGCCAUGUGUCCCCUUCUUCCCCUGCCAAGUGCUCACACAGUCUUGCACGCGUGCCCACACACACACACACACACACACACACACACAGAUGGAGAUUCCUGUCACAGGAGCAGCCCUGCCACUGCACCCAGCCAGCCCUGGGCAGUGUCAGGCAGGACUUGCCUCUGAGCAGAUGAGGAGGUGUUAGUCUCGGGGAAGAGGGGACGAGCUGAAGCCACAGUUACCACACUCGAGGCACCUGCCUCUUUCUUCUCUCCAGCCCUGUCUUCCUUCAGCAAAAGAAAAUGUAGGAAUCAGAGUGGCUUCUAGGGGGCACCUAGGGGAGGGACCCCGUUUUCCAAGGGGUUGACUGUCCUCGGCCGCACCUGUGUACAGUCCCCAAGGGGCGGGCGGUGGUGUCUGUACGUAUGUGUACAUAUGCACAUAGACCUUAGAGUGUAUAUUAACAACGCCCAUCUGCUCACCCAUGCCCACCAGCGCCGCCGCUGCUGGCUCUCAGGGCACCUGGCAGGAGGCGGGUGUGUGAAUAGCAUAUAUUUUUACAUGUACUAUAUCUAGGUGUGUGUACAAGUGUGUGUAAAAAUAUAUACCUUGUGUGUAAGCAGCCCUUUUUUUUGAUCUCCCACCCUGCCCUGCCUCUGAGUUUUCUGUUCUGUUAUAUAAUUUUUUACCCCCGUCAUCCUUCUCUCUCCUCUGCCCCUGUCCCCACUCCCAGGGUGUCAUGAGCCCUGAGCCUCAGUGGCCCAGGCCUGCAGGACGGGUAGGGGAGGCAGGCUAGGGCAGGCCGCCUGGGCGGGGGCCAAGCCCAGCAGUGAGCUCAGUACUCCAGGGGCUGCUCUAUACUGUGUAUACGACUCUAUGGCAAUGGAGACAUCCUCUUGUCUGGCACUUGCUGCAGGGGGCCCCCCAGGUGAACCAAGGGCCUGCUCUGGGGCCCCAUUCCAGCUUGGCCACUGUCUGUGACCUUGGGCAAGUCACUUGACCUCUGUGUGCCUCAACUUCCUCCUCUGUAAAAUGGGGACAGUCCCUGCCCCUCCCUACCUCACAGGCAUGUUGUGAGAAUAAAUGAGGUAACGUGUA
Messenger RNA from Tupaia belangeri chinensis (Chinese tree shrew), 4758 nucleotides. It is a transcript of the gene DLGAP4, whose product is annotated as DLG associated protein 4. Gene Ontology annotation, cellular component: glutamatergic synapse; postsynaptic specialization. Gene Ontology annotation, biological process: signaling. Gene Ontology annotation, molecular function: molecular adaptor activity. The record is from RefSeq and is a predicted model, not a curated record. Lineage: Eukaryota; Metazoa; Chordata; Mammalia; Scandentia; Tupaiidae.